AUGGCACCAAUAAUUUCAUCGUCACAUUUAACAACAGAAAAAAGUUUUCGAAGAUUAUUAUUAUCAACUGAAAAACUUCUAGAAGCAAAAUCUAUUGAAGAUUGGAAACUUAGUCAAGCAGAUCAAACAUUUCCUCGACAAAUUAUUCAACAGAUAUCAACAGAUAUAUCUGUAAAAGAACAGCAAGUUGAAGUGACAACUACUGCAAUAGCUUCUACUGAAAUAGAAAAAAAUCUGAAUGCAUCAAAUAAACCUAGUCGUCCAAAUUUAAAUCGACAACAACAACAUAUACAAUCUGAAGAAGAUAAACAAGAUGAAAUAGCUACCUCAAUGAGAGUAACAACUAAAAGUCUUUUAAAUAAUGCAAAACUUCUUCAUGAUGUUGUUAUAAGUGAUCAAAAAAAAAUUACUGAAGCAGAAAAUUUAAUUGAUAAUAAUACAGCUAAACUCACAAUACAAGGCAAACGUUUAAAACACAAUGCAUAUAACGCAUCUAAUUGUUGGAUAUAUUUAAUGCUUAUUAUUGUUAUUAUUACAUUUAUUUAUUUAACAUUAUUUAUGCGAAUGUUUCGUAAACGAACAGUCACAAUAAUACAUUCAAAUACUGGUUCGAAAUCAAGUUCAUUAAAUCUUUCUAAUAAUGAAACAAUAAUUAACACUUCAAAUAUAACAACAACGACGAAAUCUACAGACUAUAUAAGUUUAUUAUUAAAUUAUGCGAAUGAAAAUCAUACAGAUUUAUAA
Rotaria sp. Silwood1 is the source of this 744-nucleotide messenger RNA. The record is from the annotation of a GenBank genome assembly. Lineage: Eukaryota; Metazoa; Rotifera; Eurotatoria; Philodinida; Philodinidae.